AUAGGAAUAUAGAAGAAAAGACCCAUAGAAUUCUUUGUUUCCUUUUAUAAUAUGUUUGUUUUUGAAGAUUUGAGCUUCUUCACAGUUCAUACUCCAAUGCGAAUGCGAGGAUGAAUCGGGCGGCGGUGGAGACGCCAUAUGCGUAUGAUGUGAUGGUGACAUUUUGGAUGAAUAGAUCUGCAAUGGGCGUCGUUAGAUUUCGUCACUGACCGUGAAUUUCGGCUUUAUUUAAGGGCGUGUUUGGUCGUUUGUCGUUGUUGUUUGUUGGCCUAUUUACCAGGGAACAGCCGCGUAUGGGUUGCAACGGGUCAAAGGCGGUUGAAACGGAACUGGUGAUCCGCUGCCGGGAGCGUAGGGAUCUCAUCAAGGCCGCCGCCGACCACCGCUACUACCUCGCCGCCACGCAUCUCUCCUACUUCCACUCCCUCAAGGACGUCGGGGACGCUCUCCGCCGCUUCGUGGACGAGGAGCUUGUUGCCGCCUCCUCAUCGUCGCCGUCUUCCCUCUCCUCUCCCUCGUUGAUUCUUCAUUCCGGUGAGCGUAAACUCGGCUCUGAUGGCGGCAAAGGCGGAGGGAAGAAACGCGGAGGAGAUUCCUCCGGAUCAUCCGGCUUUGUUCACCAUGAUGGCGAUGAAAAGGAAUCGCACUUGUCUUUGCCGUCAGAUUCGUCGGACGACGAGCACUUCCACUUGCACGAAACCGGCGAUAAUGGCGGGCAUUUGCACAUAGAUGAAGAGGAAGGGCAUACGUCACCGGUUUCUCCUUUUCAUCACCCGGAUUUGCCAAUGGGAACUCAUGGGCCGUAUGUGACGAUGAAUCAAGAGCCUCCUCCACAAAUGGGGUACUGGGAUCCUUUCUAUGGCUACAAUCCCCAGCUGAAUCCCCCCUUUUAUGGCGGAAAUUCAAAUACAUAUGCGUACUACAUGAAGAGAUCUUCCCCAACCAUGAAAACAGUAAUGCAUGAAGCAGAAGCUGCUUCUACUGCGUACUCGAACGCGUACUGGAGCUCCCCUUAUCAGAAUGCUGGCGACUAUUUUGGAUAUCCACCAGCGGGUCCAUACGGGGGUGAAGGGAUGAGGAAUCGCGAUAAGAAGCCCAGCCCUCCGGCGGAGCCGCCACCACCGCCUUCCCCAAAGGCCUCCGCUUGGGACUUUUUGAAUCCAUUCGAAGCAAUUGAGCAGGAGUACUCGAGUUAUUUUCCCCAUGGCGGCGGCUACGGGUAUGGGUCUAACAGUAGUAGCCCGGAUUUGAAGGAAGUGAGGGAGAGGGAAGGGAUUCCCGAUUUGGAGGAGGAAACAGAAACCGAGCUUCACAUGGAUGAACCUAAAUUGAAGAAGAAGUUGAAUAAUGAAUUUAAGAAAAAAAAGGCAGGUGAAGGGGCUUCAAGUUCCAGUGGAGUGUCAUUACAAAGAGGGGGUGGCACUGGGGGAGAGCAAUUACCGAAAGGAAUGCCCCGUCGAAAAACGCCAAUGCCCACAAAACACAGUGAGGGUUCCUCAAUUUCAAAAGGGCCACCAUCAGAGGAUAGUGGUGGCAGCACAUUAAGACUAUCAUCAUCAGGGCAUGAUGAGUGUUCUCUCAGUGACAUGACAGGUUCAAUUGAUGUUUCGGAGGAGAAGGCUAGCUCUAGCUCCAUUGUAUCAAAAAGCCCGGAAGAUAGCAGUGUGAAGACAAAAGGAGUGACUUUUGAGGUAGAUCAUGAAAUCGAAUCUUCCAAGUUAAGCAACUCGGAUAAUAAACCUGCUCAUGGAACAAGAGAUCUUCGGGAGGUUGUGGCCGAAAUCAAAGAUGAAUUUGAGAUUGCUUCAAGUUAUGGGAGGGAGGUAGCUGUGAUGCUUGAAGUUGGGAAACUGCCUUACCACCAUAGCUUCAUUAGAGUGCUCAUGUCCAGGAUUUUGUACUCGAUUGUUCCAUCCUCAUCAUCUUUGCAAACAGUGUCAUCACACUCAGUAAGAUUAGAUUCUAGAACACGGAAAUUGAUGGAGUCCUAUUUUGGGGAUGCCAGUCCAGAAAAUAAUUUGAAGCCUUGUAACCUUUCAUCUACACUAGCCCAGCUAUACGAAUGGGAGAAGAAACUUUACAAGGAAGUAAAGGAAGAAGAACAACUACGGCUUUUAUAUGAAAGGCAGUGCCGGAAGCUAAAAGUGUUGGAUGAGCAAGGAAAAGAGUCAAGUAAGAUUGAUGCUGUUCAAGCUUCUAUUAGAAAAUUACUGACAAAACUCAAUGUUUCUAUCAAAGCAAUUGAUUCUAUUUCAAAUAGGAUACACAAGUUAAGAGAUGAAAAAUUGCAACCCCAACUUGCAGAAUUAAUUAAUGGCUUGAUAAGGAUGUGGAGGUCCAUGCUCAAUUGUCAUCAGAAGCAGUUUCAAGCAAUCAUGGAGAGUAAAACUCGUGCUUUGAAAGCAAACAUUGGAUUCCAUGCUGAUUCCACAGUGAGAGCUACUCUUGAACUUGAAUUGCAGCUUCUUGCAUGGUGUAGCCACUUUAACGAUUGGAUUUGCACUCAAAAGUCCUAUGUUGAGUCCUUAAAUGGGUGGCUUCUUCGGUGCCUUAUUUAUGAGCCAGAAGAAACUCCUGAUGGGCCUGUUCCCUUCUCCCCUGGUCGUUUGGGUGCUCCUCCAAUUUUUGUAAUAUGUAAUGAUUGGAAUCAUGCAAUGGAAACCAUUUCUGAGACUCGGGUGGCAAUGUCAAUGAACAAUUUUGCUUCAAGCUUGCGGAAACUUUGGGAAAGGCAGGAUGAGGAGCACCGUCAAAGACUUAGAGCCGAAUACCUUUCAAAGGAUUACAAGAGACGACUUAAAAUGCUUAAGAUGGAGAAAGGAAGAGUGGGGCAUGAUCGAGAUGCGAUGCCACAGAAAACUGGAGCGUCUAUGGUUCCAUCUGAAAAUGGGGUUUCUCCAUUGGAUGAUCUAAAGGUGGACUUGGACACGUUCCGGAAAAAGCUGGUUGAAGAGAAAGUGAAACACGAGGACACUUUAAAGUUAGUGCAUGAUGCAGCUUCCAGUAGUUUACAGGGAGGGUUGCUUCCAAUUUUCAAAGCUUUGGAGAAUUUCACUUUGGAGGCUGUCAGAGCCCACGAGCAAAUCAGGUUACAAAAUAUCUAGCAAUAAUCUUUAUUUCCAAGUUUCCAAUAUCUACUUGGAAGAAUUGUUGGCCUCCCUAUAAUUUUAUUAGUGAGAGCUUACAGUAGGUGGAAUUUGGAUGGGUGCAGCUACUUCAAGAAGCUGCAAAGGUUGGUGGAACAGGCAAAGUUUUUUAGGUUAAUAAUUUUUUGGUAGCGAAUAUUUCAUCUUAUCUAACAUCUAACCUUUUGAUUGCUAGGCUAUUGUACAGUGACAGUUUAUUUAUUCAUUGGAUUCUUACUGAUCAAAGUUUUGUCGAUUGAUGUAACAAUGGAAAUGUAUGAAAGUUUUGAUUCCAAAGUUGGCAGGAUGAAGUCCGGCAGACCUGUUGUCAAAGUUUUUGCAUUAUUAGAGUUUAUAUA
This is a messenger RNA of Ipomoea nil (Japanese morning glory), 3484 nucleotides long. RefSeq lists its product as uncharacterized. Lineage: Eukaryota; Viridiplantae; Streptophyta; Magnoliopsida; Solanales; Convolvulaceae. The coding region runs from base 294 to 3104 and encodes 936 amino acids. The transcript has 4 exons. The record is from RefSeq and is a predicted model, not a curated record.